GCCAAUUUGUCUUCAGCGCGCGCCAUUUCUGAGAUCUGACACUAUCGUAGGCGCUUUGGGGGGUGGGGAUAGGGUUCUUCGCUCUCUCUCGAGAGUCGGAUAGGAGAACGAAAUGGAGAUCGUUCGGUCACAGAGGAAAGCUCUCCACUACGAUGCCGUAUCGACCCUCCCUCUCUACCGCUCCGCUCCACCGCUCGAAGUCAGACUCGAGGAUUUCGAGCUCUUUGCCAUGGAUCGCCUCCGCGUUCUUAAAGGGAUUUCUGAUGCUUUGUCCCGUGGAAAGAAGCCGGAAGAAAUGGGACAACUGGUACGCGAUCUAUGGAAAGCAAAUAUGACGCAUCCGGAGGCAUCUGAGGUUGUCAACAAGGAUAUUAUAUCCCACUUUGUUCUCCGUCUCGCGUAUUGCAGAACGGAGGACUUGAGAAAAUGGUUUCUUUCCAUGGAGACUGCCCUAUUUCGUUACCGUUUUCGGUUUGAAAGCGCUGAAGCUCAGAGAGCACUGAUGGCUGAAUUUGACCUUCCAUACAAAGCAGUUAGCAACGCAGAAUUUGAGAGUACGAAGGACAAAUUGAGCCAAGUUGCACGUUCCAUCGGUCUGCCGUUAUCAACUGCUGAUGCGGUAUUCUACAAGGUACCGUUUGAAGAAGUUCCAGAACUUGUAGCUGGUCGUAGAGUUUUUGUCCAUAAAGGGCAUGCAUACGUUGCCAUGAAUCAGGUGGUUUCCCUUGUUGCCAAUCAAUUCCGUAGUCAUCUAUCAAAGGCACUCAUUCUCACAAACAGAAAGUGGACAUCUACCAUCAGAGAACAAGAGAGCGAUCGGUUGGCUCCCAUUGUAGAAGCCCUAUGCACAAGCUACUUGGGUCCUGACUAUUCUGAGCCAAGAGAACUGGGUGAUAUAUCCAUAAAAGAGAUUGACCAAAUAGCUCAGAGUUCUUUUCCUCUAUGCAUGCGCCACCUGUUUGAAAAGCUAAGAGAGGACCAUCACUUAAAGCAUGGAGGAAGGAUGCAGUUCGGCCUCUUUCUCAAGGGUAUUGGAUUGAAGCUGGAUGAUGCCCUUGCGUUUUGGAAAGCUGAGUUCUCCCAAAAGGUUGGUGCUGAAAGAUUUGACAAAGAAUAUGCAUACAGCAUUCGCCAUAAUUAUGGGAGAGAAGGGAAGAGAACUGAUUAUACUCCUUAUUCUUGUCAAAAGAUCAUCUCUUCAUCUCCCGGUGUAGGAGAUCAUCAUGGGUGCCCCUAUCGACAUUUCAGUGAAGAGAAUCUAAGAGCUGCCCUCGGUAAAAUGAGAUUAAAUAACAGGGCAGUUGAAGAUGUAAUGGACAAAGUGCGAAGUAGACAUUAUCAGUUGGCAUGCACCUUGACCUUUGAAGCUAUACAUGGUACAUCAUGUGAUGCCGGGAUUAACCAUCCAAAUCAAUACUUCACUGACAGCCAAAAGAACCUGCAAUCAAAGAACCAGUCUACAGUGUAAAGAGAAUUUUCAGGCACACUUGUGACUGAAAGAGAUGCAGCCAUCUCCAGGUUUUUUUUUUUUUUUUUUUUUUUUUUUUUUCCCUCUUAAAAAUUUGGAUCAAUCCCCUCACCCUCGCAAAUCUCUAUUUCUCAUCAUAGUUGUGUAAGGCAGGUAAAGGACCUAUAGUUGUAAUCAUUGAACUGAACCGGAUCACUUCCCCAUUUUUUGCCCAUAUGUUUUAUUCAAGGAACCAAAGUUAUUUGAGUCUGUUUUCCUGCCCAUUUGUAAAGAUGCUUGAGACAUUUCUACUAGUGGCAAAAGGCUAAGCUUUCUAUCUACUUUAUAUCUGCCUUUCCAGUUUCCGCCUCUGUUUUACUUUAAAAAGAAGGUCGCAUAAUUUUAGUUAUCUUCAUGCUUGAAAACUGAAUUUGGUGCGAAUGGAACAUUGGUGGUAGAUCCUCCUUUUUCUUAAAAUUGUGGGUGGUUGAUGGGAAAAUAUGGCAUCUAAUGGCACCUGGGUUGUAGUUAAAG
Messenger RNA from Juglans microcarpa x Juglans regia, 1981 nucleotides. RefSeq names its product probable DNA primase large subunit. Bases 113 to 1468 code for a protein of 451 amino acids. Gene Ontology annotation, biological process: DNA replication, synthesis of primer. The transcript has 19 exons. The record is from RefSeq and is a predicted model, not a curated record. Lineage: Eukaryota; Viridiplantae; Streptophyta; Magnoliopsida; Fagales; Juglandaceae. Gene Ontology annotation, cellular component: alpha DNA polymerase:primase complex.